AUGUCUCUCCCUGACCUUGCCACGAACCCCGACGCCGUUCUUGGCGACGACGUCGCCUGGCGCUUCAAGCGCGCCCCGGACUACUCCAAGACUCGCAAGUACUUUGAGGAGAGGUAUCAGCUGGAAUGUCAGCUGGCUGCGCGGUGCCGAACUGAGGCGAAGGCGCGGGAGGGCGGCGGCGUCCUCCGAGGCUGUGUGCCGCCCCUAUUCGAACAUGGAGUUAACUCCGCAGCCAAGACGCAGAAUCACGAGCCCGGGUCGCUGCCGUCGAUCGUUGAAAACCUCGUGAAGAACUGGGAAAUUGAGGCGUCCUACAAGACCAACCUGAAGGAAUGGCGCACGAUCGACCCCGACAACUACACCUUUUCCGUGAACGGUGGCCCCAACAUUCCUGGCGAGAAGAUGAUCCAGAUCGGCACCUACAACGCCCUCCUGACCGACUCCAACUUCUACUCGCCCGAGCACAACGACUUUACCGAUUCGCACAAGGUGUUCAAGCGCAUGAUGCCCGUCUUCGCCUGGGAGGUUCUUGAGGUCUACUCCGGACCGCCCACCGUUGCCUUCCGCUGGAGGCACUGGGGUGAGAUGAAGAACGACUACGUUGGCAUGAACCGCAAUGGCCAGCGCGUCCGCGUCAAGGCUCACGGCGAGACCCUCAGCAUUGAGGGCAUGCUUGUUGCCAAGGUCAACGACAAGCUCCAAAUUCAGCACAUCGACUGCUGGAUGGACCCUCUCGCCCUCUUCGAUGAGGUCACCAAGAAUGGUGCCGAGAUCAUCGUCGAGAACACGCCGGAGUCUGAGAACGCCCCGAAGUGCCCCUUCGCUAGCGCCCGCAUGUAA
Trichosporon asahii var. asahii CBS 2479 is the source of this 840-nucleotide messenger RNA. RefSeq lists its product as uncharacterized. The transcript has 2 exons. Bases 1 to 840 code for a protein of 279 amino acids. NCBI's taxonomy places the organism in Eukaryota, Fungi, Basidiomycota, Tremellomycetes, Trichosporonales, Trichosporonaceae. The record is from RefSeq and is a predicted model, not a curated record.